Messenger RNA from Poecilia reticulata (guppy), 1844 nucleotides. RefSeq names its product guanine nucleotide-binding protein subunit alpha-14-like. Lineage: Eukaryota; Metazoa; Chordata; Actinopteri; Cyprinodontiformes; Poeciliidae. The record is from RefSeq and is a predicted model, not a curated record. Gene Ontology annotation, cellular component: cytoplasm; heterotrimeric G-protein complex. Gene Ontology annotation, biological process: adenylate cyclase-modulating G protein-coupled receptor signaling pathway. Gene Ontology annotation, molecular function: GTPase activator activity; GTPase activity; G-protein beta/gamma-subunit complex binding.
UCCGCCUGUCCUGAGACAUACAGGUUUACCUGGCAGGCAUGGAAAACUCCACAGCAAACACGUUUCACCCAUUUCAGUCGGCAGCAGCAGCGUAUCUGAAAAGCAGUCAGUGAAUUUGGACAACAAUGGACUGUUGCUAUGUGUCUCCUGAGGAAAAAGAAAGCCAAAGAAUAUCCAGAGAAAUAGACAGGCAACUAAGAAAAGAGAAAGAAAAUAAUAAGGAGUUGAAGCUGCUGCUUUUAGGAACUGGUGAAAGCGGGAAGAGCACCUUCAUCAAGCAGAUGAGGAUCAUCCAUGGCACCGGAUACAGUGAAUCUGACAGGAAAGGUUUUAUUAAGCUGGUGUGUCAGAACAUCAUCACAGCCAUCCAGGCACUGAUUGAGGCCAUGGGGACUCUGAAGAUCGACUAUCUUGAUGAACUGAAUAUUCGCCAUGCUGAAAAACUGAAAGAAGUGGAGGAAAUUCAGGUGAAAACACUGGAGCCCUGGCAGGUGGACGCCAUUAAGCGAGUGUGGAGUGACCAAGGAGUACAGCAGUGUUACGACAGGAGGAGAGAGUUCCAGCUGUCAGACUCCGCCAAAUAUUAUCUGAGUGAUAUGGACAGAAUCACGGCCCCAGAUUACGUUCCCACUCUGCAGGACAUCUUAAGGGUCAGGGUUCCCACCUCGGGGAUCAUAGAGUACCUAUUUGACAUGAAACAAGCCAUCUUCAGGAUGGUGGAUGUGGGUGGUCAGCGCUCCCAAAGGAAGAAGUGGAUCCAUUCCUUUGAAAACGUCACCUCCAUCAUAUUCCUGGCAGCCCUCAAUGAAUACGAUCAAGUCCUUUACGAGAGUCAGACAGAUAACCGGCUGAAGGAGAGCCUCGCCCUGUUCAAGACAAUCGUCUCAUCCACGUGGUUUCAGGAGUCGUCCACCAUCCUCUUUCUGAAUAAGACAGAUUUGCUGGAAGAUAAAAUCAGAACAUCUGAUUUAGCGACAUAUUUCCCAGAGUACAAAGGGCCCUCCCAUGAUGCAGAAUCAGCCAAAAAGUUUAUUGAGAAGAUGUACAAAAACCUCCACAAAGAUCGUCAUAAACCCCUCUACACACACUUCACCUGUGCCACAGACACAGAAAACAUCAAGGUUGUCUUCAGAUCAGUCAAAGACACAAUCUUUAUGGAUAACAUGGAAUUUUUAAACCUUUAAUAAUGAAGCAGAGAGUUGUUCUUUUUUUUUUAAUGUGGCGGUAACCACAGGUUCCAGCAACAGUACUGAAUAUUUGGUUGGUUUUAUGGUUUUCAUUUUGAAAAAUGAGAGUAAUUCAGAAACAGCUGAGCCAGCGAGGCAAUCUACGCUGGCUUUAAAUAAUGUUUUAUUGUAACGGCUUUAAAUAAUGUUUUAUUGUAACGACUUUAAAUAAUGUUUUAUUGUAACAUAGGCAUAUUUAUUGUUGUCCAGUGUCAAAUGUACAAUGGCAAGAGGUAAUAUAUGAUAUGUACAGCCAUUUAUUUAUUAUGCCCACUUGGAAAUUAUGGGCGGUUUAUAGUAUGACACACUCUUUAACUCACUUGAAUCAGAAGAUGUCUGUCUUGCAAAGUUCUUUGGAUGAAGAAUGCCACAAAUCCUGCUCUGCAGCUUUGUAAGACUGACUGCAGACACCAUAAGCAAAAGAUGAAUUUAUUUUCGUUUUAAUUUCACAAUGAGGAUGACACAAUGUUUUACGGUAAAAAAACAACAAAAAAAAGGUAUUUUUUUGUUCCCACGGUCAUGUUUGUGGCAAAAAUUAACGUGUCCUUCGUUGCACAGUUUGAAAUAAAAUGUGUGUUGUAACUUUAAAUUGUACAUAAUUAAAAGCCUUGAUUUUUA